Rubroshorea leprosula is the source of this 2346-nucleotide messenger RNA. NCBI's taxonomy places the organism in Eukaryota, Viridiplantae, Streptophyta, Magnoliopsida, Malvales, Dipterocarpaceae. The record is from the annotation of a GenBank genome assembly.
CCAAAAUCAAAACCCCCAUCUAAUCUUUUCUUGAUUACAUGAUUCCGCAAAUCUAACGUCUACGAACUAAUCCGGACUUUUUCCUCUUCUGUGUGCUGUUUACUCCUCUAUAAUUGCCCAGCUCUCUCUCUUUUCUUUCUUUGUCUCUGUUUCACUCACUCCUCUGACUGAUAUUCUUUCUUUCUUUCAUUCUCUUCUUUUAUCGUUUUCUCGCCGUAGAUCUAGUCGUGGUGGACUGUUUUGGCUGUUUCGCUGGUGGUAUCAGAUCUGUUGGGGAGGUUGUGGGCCGUCGGAUGUGUGGACUUUGACUUGUAGUGAUUGGGUGCGGGUUCGGUGCAGGGGGUUACGAUGGGGCAGUGUUACGGAAAGGGUAAUCUGAGGACUGUGAAUGAUGGAAUGGAGAGUAAUACGAUAAAUUUGGUGGUUUCUGCCGAUCAGGAGGAGGAGCAGGUGCAGCAGCAGCAGGUGCAGCUACCGCCCAGAACUCCGGGGAAUGGAGCUGUCGGAUUGCCGUCGGUGAAGAAUACGCCGGCUAGGUCUUCUAAUUCGAGUCCUUGGCCUAGUCCGUAUCCCCAUGGUGUGGCGGCGAGUCCGUUGCCGGCGGGAGUGUCGCCUUCUCCGGCCAGAGGGUCUACUCCGAGGAGGUUUUUCAGACGGCCAUUCCCGCCGCCGUCUCCGGCGAAGCACAUAAGGGCGUCGUUAGCAAAGCGGUUUGGAGCUAAGCCUAAGGAAGGGCCUAUCCCGGAGGAGAGCGGGGCGGAGCCGGAACAAGCAUUAGACAAGAGCUUUGGAUACAACAAGAAUUUCGGCGCCAAGUACGAGCUGGGGAAGGAGAUUGGGCGAGGGCAUUUUGGUCAUACUUGCUCUGCCAGAGGCAAAAAGGGUGAGCUCAAGGAUCAUCCUGUUGCUGUGAAGAUCAUCUCCAAAGCUAAGAUGACCACAGCCAUAGCAAUUGAAGAUGUUCGAAGGGAGGUGAAAAUAUUGAGAGCGUUAUCUGGGCAUAAGCAUCUGGUUAAAUUUUAUGAUGCAUGUGAGGAUGCCAAUAACGUUUACAUAAUCAUGGAAUUAUGUGAGGGUGGGGAGCUCUUAGACAGAAUUUUAGCAAGAGGAGGGAGAUACACAGAAGAAGAUGCAAAGGCUAUAGUAGUGCAAAUUCUAAGUGUAGUUUCAUUUUGUCAUCUUCAGGGCGUAGUGCAUCGAGAUUUAAAGCCAGAGAAUUUCCUUUUUACUUCUGGUGGUGAAGAUGCUGAUAUGAAGCUUAUUGAUUUUGGUCUUUCUGACUUCAUUAGACCAGAUGAAAGACUCAAUGAUAUUGUUGGAAGUGCUUACUAUGUUGCUCCAGAGGUCCUGCAUAGAUCUUAUAGUCUGGAAGCAGAUAUAUGGAGCAUUGGUGUUAUCACCUAUAUCUUGUUAUGUGGAAGUCGACCUUUCUGGGCACGGACAGAAUCUGGAAUUUUUCGUGCUGUAUUAAGAUCUGAUCCAAAUUUUGAUGAUCUACCCUGGCCUUCUGUCUCUCCAGAGGCUAAAGACUUUGUGAAGAGACUCCUAAAUAAGGACUACAGAAAAAGAAUGACUGCCGUUCAAGCUCUAACUCACCCAUGGUUGCAGGAUGACAGCCGUCCAAUUCCUUUAGAUAUAUUGAUAUACAAGUUAGUUAAGUCAUACCUUAAUGCUACACCAUUCAAAAGGGCAGCCUUAAAGGCUCUCUCUAAAGCUUUGACUGAAGAUGAGUUGGUUUAUUUAAGGGCUCAGUUUGGACUGUUGGAACCAAAUAGAGAUGGAAGUAUGUCGUUUGAUAAUUUUAGAAAGGCUCUUGAGAGAAAUGCAACUGAUGCUAUGAUGGAAUCAAGGGUUCCUGAUGUUCUCAAUUCAAUGGAAUCCCUGGCUUAUAGGAAGAUGACCUUCGAAGAGUUUUGUGCAGCUGCAAUCAGCACGCAUCAAUUGGAGGCUCUUGAAGGGUGGGAGCAGAUUGCCUCCACUGCUUUUGAGCAUUUUGAACAGGAAGGCAAUCGAGUGAUUUCAAUAGAAGAGUUGGCACGAGAGCUGAAUGUUGGCCCUUCGGCUUAUUCAUUGCUCAAGGAUUGGGUCAGAAAUUCUGAUGGAAAGCUAAGUUUACUAGGAUAUACAAAAUUCUUACAUGGCGUUACUCUUCGUAGCACAAAUACAAGACAUCAUCAUUAGCCCAUUUUAGUCCUUGACAUAUAGUUUCUUGAAAUUUCAUGGCAUUUGGAAGAGUUUGUGAUUUUUUUUAGAAAGUUAUUUCUAUCUUGAGGUGGGGUACAGAAAAAAAAAAAUUGUGCAUAGAUGAAUGUGUUAGAGAUAUUAUUCCGGAAAUUACAGUGAAAA